Gadus chalcogrammus (walleye pollock) is the source of this 1329-nucleotide messenger RNA. RefSeq names its product mannosidase endo-alpha like (gene maneal). Gene Ontology annotation, molecular function: alpha-mannosidase activity. Gene Ontology annotation, cellular component: Golgi apparatus. The transcript is spliced from 4 exons. Lineage: Eukaryota; Metazoa; Chordata; Actinopteri; Gadiformes; Gadidae. The record is from RefSeq and is a predicted model, not a curated record. Bases 1 to 1329 code for a protein of 442 amino acids.
AUGACACGCUUGCGCAAGAAGGCGUUUAUCGCUCUUUUUCUGUUCACUCUUUUCAUAUUCGGGACCAUGAUGGGCCUGAGGACGCUGAAGCCGAGCGACGGCUUCUCGGACCUGGCUCCGGGGAUCGAGUUCGCGGGGGAGAGGCCGGAGCGGAGGCGUCAGGAUGGCAAAGACCUGGUGGUGUCGCCCGUCCAUUCGGACACGGGCAUCGGCGACACGAAAGUGGUGUUCACCAAGUCCGACCACGACCACAGCAUCUUCUAUGACGUGCACAUCUUCUAUUACCUCUGGUACGGCUCCCCAACCAUGGACAGCAAGUACAUCCACUGGGACCACGUGUUGGUGCCCCACUGGGACCCCAAGAUCGCCGCCAGCCACGCUCAGGGCCGACACGUGCCUCCCGAGGACAUUGCCUCCAGUUUCUACCCGGAGCUGGGACCGUACAGCUCCAGGGACCCCCACGUGCUAGAGUCCCACAUGUCCCAGAUAGAGGCCUCGGCUGCAGGGGUGCUGGUACUGUCGUGGUACCCUCCCGGAGUGGCGGACAACCACGGGGAGCCCACCGAGGACCUGGUUCCCGCGGUGAUGGACGCGGCGCAGCGACACAGCAUCAAGGUGGCGUUUCACAUUCAGCCGUACAAGGGACGGACGGACCAGAGCGUGCACAACAACAUCAAGUACAUCAUUGACAAGUACGGGGCACACGGAGCCUUCUACCGCUUCCGGUCGACCACGGGCCAGGUGCUGCCCCUCUUCUACGUGUACGACUCCUACCUGACGCCGUCCGAGGCCUGGGCGGAGCUCCUCACCGCCAAGGGCUCGCACAGCCUCCGCGGCACGCCCUACGACGGCGUCUUCGUGGCGCUGGUGGUGGAGGAGCGCCACAAGAACGAGAUCCUCAACGGCGGCUUCGACGGCAUGUACACCUACUUCGCCUCCAACGGCUUCUCCUUCGGCUCCUCGCACCAGAACUGGCGCGCCAUCAAGACCUUCUGCGACGGCAACAACCUGCUGUUCGUGCCCAGCGUGGGGCCCGGCUACGCCGACACGGCAGUGCGGCCCUGGAACAACCACAACACGCGCAACCGCGUCAACGGGCGCUACUACGAGACGUCGCUGCAGGCGGCUCUCACGGUGCGGCCAGACAUCGUCACCAUCACCUCCUUCAACCAGUGGCACGAGGGCACGCAGAUAGAGCGCGCCGUGCCCAGGAAGACGGUGACCCGCCUGUACCUGGACUACCAGCCCAGCAAGCCCGACAUCUACCUGGAGCUGACGCGCCGCUGGGCACAGCAGUUUGACAAGGAGAAGGGCAAGUGGCUGAUGUGA